GGGCGCGCGGAGUGGGACUCUUUCCGUUUGGUCCAGCCCCGUCGUGCACGCAGUUCCCAACACUUCUCGUCAUCCUGUCUUUGGUCUCUUUAUUCUGCUGAGCGGUGCUGUUAGGAUUUCUUUUUUUUCCCCUGACCACGUUCGCUAUGCUUUGAAGGGUCCAUCCUUUUUCCCAUUCAAUCAUCUGGAAGGAGCUGCCUCAGAAAUCUUCUUCUGCUUACAUGAAGAGCUCUAAAUGCUAUCCAGCAGGAGGUGCUACAGCAAGAUAAGCACAUCUCUGAAUUUUGAGGGUCUUGCUACUUAUGACAGCUCUACUUAGCUUCAACUAAGCAACAAGAUUAACACUCUAAAGUUCCAGAAAGAUUUUGAGGAGCAAGAGUGCUGAAGGAGGGCCAGUUUCCCCCAAAUUGGACUUCUCAGAACCUUUAAUAUGCUAAUGUGCAUUGUGAAUCUCCAAGAGGGGGAUAUGAUAUGCAGCAUUCUUGAAUACUUCUAAUGACAGGGAGCCCACUACCUCAUAAGCUACAGUGAGAAGAGGAGUUUGUUAUUUUAAACAGAGGCUGAAGAAACUAUAGAAUUAGCAGACAUAAGAAGAAAGUGGAGAAGGUAGAGGAUGGAGUUGCAGACUCUACAGGAAGCUCUUAAAGUGGAAAUUCAGGUUCACCAGAAACUGGUUGCUCAAAUGAAGCAGGAUCCACAGAAUGCUGAUUUAAAGAAACAGCUUCAUGAGCUCCAAGCCAAAAUCACAGCUUUGAGUGAGAAACAGAAACGAGUAGUUGAACAACUACGGAAGAACCUGAUGGUCAAGCAAGAACAACCAGACAAGUUCCAAAUACAGCCAUUGCCACAAUCUGAAAACAAACUACAAACAGCACAGCAGCAACCACUACAGCAGCUACAGCAACAACAGCAGUACCACCACCACCACGCCCAGUCAGCUGCACCCUCUCCCAAUCUGACCGCUUCACAGAAGACUGUAACUACAGCUUCUAUGAUUACCACAAAGACACUACCUCUCGUCUUGAAAGCAGCAACUGCGACCAUGCCUGCCUCUGUUGUGGGCCAGAGACCUACCAUUGCUAUGGUGACCGCCAUCAACAGUCAGAAGGCUGUGCUCAGCACUGAUGUGCAGAACACACCAGUCAACCUCCAGACGUCUAGUAAGGUCACUGGGCCUGGGGCAGAGGCUGUCCAAAUUGUGGCAAAAAACACAGUCACUCUGCAGGUUCAGGCAACACCUCCUCAACCCAUCAAAGUACCACAGUUUAUCCCACCUCCUAGACUCACUCCACGUCCAAACUUUCUUCCACAGGUUCGACCCAAGCCUGUGGCCCAGAAUAACAUUCCUAUUGCCCCAGCACCUCCUCCCAUGCUUGCAGCUCCUCAACUUAUCCAGAGGCCUGUUAUGCUGACCAAGUUUACCCCCACGACCCUCCCUACCUCCCAGAAUUCCAUCCACCCCGUCCGUGUCGUCAAUGGGCAGACUGCAACCAUAGCCAAAACGUUCCCCAUGGCCCAGCUCACCAGCAUUGUGAUAGCUACUCCAGGGACCAGACUCGCUGGACCUCAAACUGUACAGCUUAGCAAGCCAAGCCUUGAAAAACAGACAAUUAAAUCUCACACAGAAACAGAUGAGAAACAAACAGAGAGCCGCACCAUCACUCCGCCUGCUGCCCCCAAACCAAAACGGGAGGAGAACCCUCAGAAACUUGCCUUCAUGGUGUCUCUAGGGUUGGUAACACAUGACCAUCUAGAAGAAAUCCAAAGCAAGAGGCAAGAGCGAAAAAGAAGAACAACAGCAAACCCAGUGUACAGUGGAGCAGUCUUUGAGCCAGAGCGAAAGAAGAGUGCAGUCACAUACCUGAAUAGUACAAUGCAUCCUGGGACCCGGAAGAGAGGUCGUCCUCCAAAAUACAAUGCAGUGCUGGGGUUUGGAGCCCUUACCCCAACAUCCCCCCCAUCCAGUCAUCCUGACUCCCCUGAAAAUGAAAAGACAGAGACCACAUUCACUUUCCCUGCACCUGUUCAGCCUGUGUCCCUGCCCAGCCCCACCUCCACAGACGGUGAUAUCCAUGAGGAUUUUUGCAGCGUUUGCAGAAAAAGCGGUCAGUUGCUGAUGUGCGACACGUGUUCCCGUGUGUAUCAUCUGGACUGCUUAGACCCUCCUCUGAAAACGAUUCCCAAGGGCAUGUGGAUCUGUCCCAGAUGUCAGGACCAGAUGCUGAAGAAGGAAGAAGCAAUUCCAUGGCCUGGAACUUUAGCAAUUGUUCAUUCCUAUAUCGCCUACAAAGCAGCAAAAGAAGAAGAGAAACAGAAAUUACUUAAAUGGAGUUCAGAUUUAAAACAAGAAAGAGAACAACUAGAGCAGAAGGUGAAACAGCUCAGCAAUUCUAUAAGUAAAUGCAUGGAGAUGAAGAACAGCAUCCUGGCCCGGCAGAAGGAGAUGCACAGCUCCCUGGAGAAGGUAAAACAGCUCAUCCGCCUCAUCCACGGCAUCGACCUCUCCAGACCCGUAGACUCUGAGGCCGCUGUAGGGGCCGUCUCCAAUGGCCCGGACUGCACCCCCCCUGCCAGUGCCGCCACCUCCACGCCGGCCCCCUCCCCCUCCUCUCAGAGCUGCACAGCGAACUGUAACCCGGGGGAAGAGACUAAAUAACAGAGCCCUGCUAGGAGAAGCCGCGGGGUCCCGGCGGCAAGGAGAGCAAAACACUGAAGACUCUAGGAAAGCAAAGCCGGAUUUCUUCUGGAAAGUACGGAGUUCUUUUGGUUCUUUGGUUCCAGAGAGAGAGAAGAUGCUUGUGCCAGGUGGCACCAGAGUUUGCCAAUUGAUCCUUCUUAUUCUGUGUGUACAUGCAAAGAUUGGACCAUGUUACAUGAAAUAGUGCCAGCUGGAGGUUUUUUGCCAGCACCAUGCCAAGUGAAAUAAUAUAUUUACUCUCUCUAUUAUACACCAGUGUGUGCCUGCAGCAGCCUCCACAGCCACCAUGGGUUUGUUUUUGUUCUGUUGGGUGGGGAGCAGGGACGGGCGGAGGGAGGAGAGCAGGUUUCAGAUCCUUAUUUGCCGAGCCGUUUGUUUAGGUAGAGAAGACAAGUCCAAAGAGUGUGUGGGCUUUUCCUGUUUCUAAACUUUCACUACUAUAAAACCAAAAAAAGAAAAUCGAGAUUUAACC
This is a messenger RNA of Pteronotus mesoamericanus, 3170 nucleotides long. RefSeq names its product PHD finger protein 21A (gene PHF21A). Gene Ontology annotation, biological process: negative regulation of transcription by RNA polymerase II. The record is from RefSeq and is a predicted model, not a curated record. The coding region runs from base 614 to 2656 and encodes 680 amino acids. Gene Ontology annotation, cellular component: histone deacetylase complex. NCBI's taxonomy places the organism in Eukaryota, Metazoa, Chordata, Mammalia, Chiroptera, Mormoopidae. The transcript has 20 exons. Gene Ontology annotation, molecular function: chromatin binding.